GCUGUGGUGUGUGGAAAAUGCUAGUGGAGGCAGACAAUGCACUGGGCCGAGGCCUGACCAGCCCUCAGAGAGACUGGGGUCGCCUCACUGCGACAACAGCCCCCGUCUCCCUCCCUUCCUUUUCUUUUUUUGAGCUGCCGCAGCAUGGGCUCUGGGAGGACGCUGAAGUUUGCCGUGUGCGAGGUGCUGCAGUUUGCAGGCCUGUGCGUGCCACUCUUCAUCGUCAUGCAGAGGUUCGCCGUCAUCGUAGCAAAGGUCAAAACCUCGACGCAGCCGCCCGGUGACGGCAGUACGGCCUACUGGUUGAUCGUGGCCUCCUCCAUUGCCUAUGUCACCUCCACCGCCCUGCUGGUCUGGGUACCCCUGAAAUACAUGGUUUUCGUGAAGAAGAAGUUUCUCACUGGGAGGAAGAAGUGGAGGCCUGUGGCCCUCGUAUAUGUGAUCCUGUCCACAUUACCCUGCUUUGCCUUUCUCAUCGCCAGCUCUGAGGUUCAGAUAAAUAACAACAUGAAACAUGAUACAUUCACGGAGCUCCCUGUGUCACUAGUGCUCUUCUCUCUCAUCUGUAUUGACAUUGUGGAGAGGAUGCGCCACUGCAGACUGACCGGCCAUGCUAAUGACAUGGAGAGAGAUGCUGACAUCCCCUCCACUGUUCUCACACAUGUGGAACAAGUAACACCAGUGACACCUGUCUCUCCAGCUGUGCCGGGGCCAGCUGUGCCGGGGCCAGCUAUGCCCGGGGUCAGCUGUGCCCGGGCUGUGCCUAAUCCUAUGCCACCAGGGCCAAACCAACUCAAUGACAGGAACCAGAAUGGAGCAGGGGUUCGACCAGAGACCAACGGUACAGUGCCAGGGAUACCAGGAAAUCCUGGGAGACCGUUUAGUAUCUCUGGAUUGAGCUCACGAUCAGCGAGCACCACAGCGUACCGCAUACCUCCGUACGCCUACACGGGUCCACUGAGAUUCCUUUGUGCCAGCGACGCCCGAGCGGACGUGUUUGUGGACAGCUUUAUGUUCUGGAUGGAUACAGUGGAGAUGGUGAGGGUGGCAGGACAUCCCCUGGUCUACUACUCAGGCUGGGUUUUCCCCAUAUAUAUCUUCAGUUACCUGUCUUGCCUGCGUGUGGUGGUUAUGCCCCACAGCCCCCUGCUUUCCUCACUAGGAGUGGCUGUGCAGGACUUACCCUUCUUCUUUGUGCGUGUUGGCCUCAUUGCCUUCUUCGGCUUUGUCACACCCAUCCUCUAUCUGAUGAAGAACCUGUUGGUCUGUCUGGCCUUUGUCUAUUUCAACUUUAUGACCAAGCUGAGGGUCUUUAACACUGAGAGGAUGUUCUUUUGAGACCGGCACCUCAAGCAAAAAUAAGUGCAACAUUAAAACAUAAAAUAGGAGCAAUAGAUUGGCACAAUCAGAAGCAGUAGGAUGCUAGGAUUCAGAGGCGGUUGCAUCUGCUCUUCUUAAAUUCAAACUUGGCCUAGUACUAAGUGGAGAUUCAUUAAAUUUAGAGAUUUUUUACUAUAUUUUUACACCCAGUAACAUCCAAGGGUGUAACUGUUAGAAAGCUGAACUAGCUAACUGACAUACUGUAUAUAACGUUAAUUUGGAUGAUGAUUUUUUUUUUUUACAGUAAGAUUAAGUUAAUGUGGUCAGCAUGUUUGAAGUGACACGUGAUAGAAGGCUGAUUUUAAUUACAAAUAAAUAACACAAUAUACCUCAAAUUACAAAAUGUUGUCCUAACAGCUGACUAAAUAACCAAAUAGUGUCAGUUAGGUUAGCAUAAUCAGAUGUUUCCGACUUGUUCUAAAACACUGCAUGAACACUAUACAGGAUGUCUCCAUGCAUGCAUCUUUAAAUAAAACAAAGUCAGCCCCCCUAAAACUGUUAUUUCUGGCAGUUCAUGUUACAGCUUGUGCUGAAACAGUGACUUGUUUUCUGUAGGGCAGUGCAACAGAUGUUUCUUAGUCACCAAUACAUUACUAAAGUCAUUUCUAGCUAAGACAUUUCUUAAGUUAGUGGUGCAACCUGAUUUGAUAAAUCACUAGUUUGAAACUAGUUAGUAGUUACUGUGAAGAACUUUAUGCACAAACUUGAUUUAGGGUACUAGUUACGACAUAAAUGUUUACUAGAGAUUUAUGCAUUUUCUUAAAAUGCUAAUUAAAAUUCUUAUGUGUGAUUAGUUGUUAAUAAAUAUUCACACCCAGUAACUGCCAGGUGUAACAGUUGCAUCUAACUGAACCAACUGACAAAGGUUGCGUCAUUGUUGGCUAGCUAAUAUAUGACCUGUAUAGAGUGAGUAAAUAAGGUCAUAAGAAAUAAUAUUAAUAAUAAAUACUAAGAAUAAUGAAAUUGAGAUGUUUUGAACAAUUUAUACAUUUAUUUUAAUGGUCCAACCUGGUUUAGUAAGUCUAGCUAAGAAUGUAGGAAGAACUUUAGGCACAAUCUUAGUAAUGGAUUUAAGAAAAGCUGGUGCAACCAAACCAAAGUAUGAAUGCAUCACAGAAGAAAUAUUGUGUUAAAAUGCAUGAAGGUACUUUUCACAGGCCAAAAGGGAGCUCUUAGACAAUGUUUUCCCACAAAGGACAUUAUGUGUUAAAUGACUGUUGUGUUAUGUAUUAUUACCUUUAUGUUCAAACAUACUUUUUUACCCCUCCUACCCCCUAACCUUUACUAAGCAUGGCACUUUGGGAAUGUACCUGUAAUGUCACUUGAGAUUUUAUUUUCUACCAUCAUAAAGUGCAGUGAAUGUGUAAAAGCAUAAAUACAUGUUGUUUAUAUUAGGUUUUUCAUUGCUAAAGUGUAUUCACGAAAGAAAAACAAAGUGUGAGUUUGUAACAUUGAGACAUAUAUUUUGGUAAGAUUAAUAAAGAAAAUCAUUCAAAUAUA
Molecule: messenger RNA, 2880 nt
Organism: Micropterus salmoides (largemouth bass)
Lineage: Eukaryota; Metazoa; Chordata; Actinopteri; Centrarchiformes; Centrarchidae
Product: transmembrane protein 236-like
Exons: 4
Coding region: 145-1338 (397 amino acids)
Source: RefSeq, a predicted model, not a curated record